AUGUGUCCCAGCCAGACUUGGUUGGCGAUUACGACGCUGCUCCUCAUUCUUCAUCAAUCAGAAAUGAAACACGGAACCCUGACGGAAGAGUUUCUCAACCCGAGCACUAGACAUCACCAUAGACAUAAACAUAAGCAGACUGAAUCCCCACUACUAGAUCAUUUGGACAGAAGAUACAAAUACUCCUAUUUUGAUCCCCACAUUACUUUUAAAGAGAAAACUUACGUUGACAGGGAUCUGAUUGGUAAUGAUGAGUUAGAGCAUCAAAAUGAUUGGUGGAAUAUAUCAAAAACUCAAAUGGGAGAAAUGAAAGAUAAGAAACAACAACAUUGGCCCAUCAAAAGGGAAGCUGUUAUUGAAGGUGACUUAGUACUAGGUGGAUUAAUGAUGGUCCAUGAGAGAUCAGAUAAUAUGAUCUGCGGUCCAGUCAUGCCGCAGGGCGGGGUUCAAGCCCUCGAGACAAUGUUAUUUACUUUAGAUAUUAUAAAUCACAAACUAAAAUUAAUACCCGGAGUAAUAAUUGGUGCACAUAUAUUAGACGAUUGUGACAGGGAUACAUAUGGUCUGGAGAUGGCUGUAGAUUUUAUAAAAGGAUCAAUAAGCAAUAUUGACGAUGCGGAAUACGCAUGCAAUGCGACGGCAAUGCGGAAGGUAAUAUCUGGCGUGGUGGGUGCUGCCUCUAGCGUAACGUCGGUGCAGGUUGCUAAUCUACUGCGCCUAUUUAAGAUACCUCAAGUCUCAUUCUUUUCUACUUCACCAGAACUUUCAAACAAGGCUCGCUUCGAAUACUUCACUCGAACCAUUCCGUCUGACUUACAUCAGGUUCGUGCGAUGGUAGAAAUUGUAAAGAAAUUGGGCUGGAGUUAUGUUUCAAUAAUAUAUGAAGAAUCAAGCUAUGGAAUAAAAGCUUUUGAAGAAUUGGAAGCUUUGCUGGCUCGAAAUGGAAUCUGUAUAGCCGUGAAGGAGAAACUGGUGAAGGAUUCUGGUGUGGCUGACGAACGUGCUUACGAUGAGAUCGUCCAAAAACUGUUAACAAAACCCAGGGCUAGAGGAGCCAUUAUCUUUGGGUCAGAUCAAGAAGUAGCUGGAGUGAUGCGAGCUGUAGAACGUGGGAACGCUACUGGAGCGUUCAGUUGGGUUGGUUCUGAUGGAUGGAGUGCCAGGGCGUUAGUCUCUGAUGGAAAUGAAAGAGCAGUAGAAGGUACCAUAAGUGUGCAACCUCAAGCAAAUGAUGUAAUUGGAUUUAAAGAAUACUUCUUGGGGCUAAAUGUCAAAAAUAAUAGAAGGAAUCCAUGGUUUGUAGAGUUCUGGGAGGAUCACUUUCAGUGUCGAUAUCCUGGCAGUCCAAAAACUCCGUACAAUGGCCAAUACGAGAGGCAGUGUUCGGGAAUGGAACGACUCACCAAUAAUAACACGGAAUUCGAGCGACAAUUGCAGUUCGUUUCAGAUGCUGUCAUGGCUUUUGCUUAUGCAAUAAGGGAUAUGCAUUUAUCUGUAUGCGGCGGGAGAGUUGGUCUCUGCGAUGCCAUGAAGCCAGCAAGCGGUGCCGAGCUGCUGAGAUAUCUAAGAAAAGUUAAUUUUACGGGUCUUAGCGGAGAUGAAUUUCAUUUCGACGCCAAUGGAGACGGGCCCGCCCGGUACAAUAUUCUGCACUUCAAGCAAGUAUCUCGAGGAGUUUAUCAGUGGGUUAAAGUGGGUCAAUACCUUGAUGGAGAACUUCAACUCCAUCUUAAUGAGAUUCAGUUCAAAUGGGGUGAGCGUCGUCCUCCAGAGUCCGUGUGUAGCGCCGAGUGUGAGUUGGGACAAGCAAAGCAAUACGUGGAGGGAGAGAGCUGUUGUUGGCAUUGCUUCAACUGUACGCAGUAUGAGAUUCGUUCACCGUAUGUUGAAACAGCUUGUAUGGUGUGUCCUCGAGGGACGUUACCAGACCCAACUAGGACUGAGUGUCGUCACAUACCAGAAGCAUAUCUCCGACCAGAUUCCGCUUGGGCCAUUGGAGCGAUGUCUUUCUCUUCCGUAGGAAUAUUAUUAACAGCGUUCGUCUGUGGAGUGUGGGUCUAUCAUAGCUCAACGCCUGUCGUUCGUGCAAGCGGUAGGGAACUGUCAUAUGUCCUUCUUGCCGGGAUUCUGAUGUGCUAUCUUGUGACUUUCGCACUCGUAUUUCGACCGACUGAUAUAUUAUGCUCCUUACAGAGAUUCGGUACCGGUUUUUGCUUCACUGUGGUGUACGCGGCCUUGUUGACUAAGACGAAUCGUAUUUCCCGCAUCUUCAACGCCAGCAAACAUUCCGCCAAACGACCCAUACUGAUAUCACCGAGCUCCCAGCUGGCGAUAUGUGCCGCGCUCGUUUCCAUACAGGUUCUUAUAGUGGUAGUGUGGAUGAUUGUGGCUCCAGCUCGAGCGAUGUUCCACUACCCAACGAGAGAAGACAACAUGUUGGUCUGCGACUCCUACGUAGACGCCUCCUACAUGAUCGCCUUCUUUUAUCCCAUUGUGUUGAUAGUUAUAUGCACGGUGUACGCUGUGCUCACACGGAAGAUACCAGAGGCUUUCAAUGAAAGCAAACAUAUAGGUUUCACCAUGUACACGACCUGCGUCAUCUGGUUGGCGUUUGUGCCGCUAUAUUUCGGCACGGCCAGUCAUGUGCCGCUUCGGAUCACGAGCAUGGCCGUCACCAUCUCCCUUAGCGCCAGUGUUACUCUUGUCUGUUUAUUCUCUCCUAAGCUAUAUAUAAUACUAAUCCGACCGGAGCGGAACGUUCGUCAGAGCAUAAUGCCAGUGCGUUACAGCCAAAAACCACUCGCACUGCCACAUCCAUCAUCGAACACCACUCAUAUUAAGAAACCGAACAUGGAUAAGGGAACACAAACAGAUCCAUCGGAUUUCGCGAAAUUAUCCAAUGGACAGACAAUUCUAGAUAAAAAUGGAAUAGACAAAGAAAAAUUGGAUGUAACAAAAGAAAAAGAAAAAAAUGAUAGGAGAGAAAAAGAUAAGAAUGAUCGAGUGAAGGAUGAGAUACUCAAAUACAAUAUUGUUAAGGCAGACAGCGCUGAGAAGAGUGCUCUGAAGGAAAAGCUUCAAAAAGAAAAGUUGUUCUUGUAA
Messenger RNA from Danaus chrysippus (African queen), 3102 nucleotides. Lineage: Eukaryota; Metazoa; Arthropoda; Insecta; Lepidoptera; Nymphalidae. The record is from the annotation of a GenBank genome assembly.